This is a messenger RNA of Elgaria multicarinata webbii, 1363 nucleotides long. RefSeq names its product pulmonary surfactant-associated protein A-like. The transcript has 6 exons. Gene Ontology annotation, molecular function: signaling receptor activity. The record is from RefSeq and is a predicted model, not a curated record. Lineage: Eukaryota; Metazoa; Chordata; Lepidosauria; Squamata; Anguidae. Bases 280 to 1074 code for a protein of 264 amino acids.
UCUGUAGCAAGUCCAAGGUCUAGGGCUUUGGCAGGCAACGUGGUCCAAUGUCAGUCCAAUGGUCAGCACAACGAGCAGUCAACGAAGUCCAAACACAGUCCAGGGGUUCAGCAGGGCAGGAGUAGGAAGACAUAGUCACGGCCGGUCCAAGGUCAAGGCAGGAAGCAAGGCAAGAGUCUGAGUAGCAAGGCAAGGGAUCAAAGGAUCCAGAGACUGACGCUUUCGCCAGCCAGCAGCGACCACCUUGUUGUUGUCGAGCGACUCCCUCCCAGCCACAGCAUGCCCAGGUCUCCAAAACAAGGAUACCUCUUCAGAGGGUCAAAAAUGAGACUCUUGCGCCAGUUGCUUCAUGUGGCUGUUGUAGCAGCAGUGUUUUCCCUGUCGUGUCUUGCGCAAGAGAAAUGUGCGGGGGUUCCAGGAAUUCCAGGGACUCCGGGGGCUAAUGGGUUGCCUGGAAGAGAUGGACGGGAUGGCAUGAAAGGAGAUCCAGGACCACCAGGUCCUAUGGGUCCCCCUAACGGCCUACCUGGUGCGCCUGGAAGAGAUGGGCUUCCCGGUCCAAAUGGGCUGAGAGGUGAACCUGGAGAGAAGGGAGAAAGGGGGCAGCCUGGACCAGAAGGCCGCCCUGCUUUUCUUGAUCCUGGAGUGCAGGAGGUCCUCAGACAUCUGAAGCAAAGAAUCAUGAACCUUGAAGGAGCCCUGGCUUUGAAAGGAAUGAUAAAGAGAGUGGAAAACAAGAUACUGGCUACUAAUGCGAAGACAGUUGAUUUUGAAACUGCUCUCCAAACAUGUCAGCAUUCGGGCGGUUCCAUUGCCAGACCCAUGAACGAGCAGGAGAACGAGGCUGUUUUGGAUAUUGUGAAAGAGAACAACCAAUAUGCUUACUUGGGAAUCAAGGAGAGUUCUGUGGCAGGACAAUUUGAGUAUUUAGAUGGGAUGGCUGUGAAUUAUACAAAUUGGCGUCGCUAUGAACCAAAUGGCAAGGGAAGUGAAAACUGCGUGGAGAUGCACACUGAUGGAGGCUGGAAUGACAAAAAAUGCAACCAGUAUCGUCUCAUUGUGUGUGAAUUUUAAACACAUCCCUCCAUCUACACUACAAGACUGAAACCAGAGUGUCAUAUAGCCAUGGCUUCUGGGAAUUGUGGUUCUGCGAAGGCAUUCAAGGUAUCUGUCAGAAAAGUCCCACCCGCCCUCUCAAAACUACAAUUUCCAGGGUUCCUUAUGGAAGCCACGAUCAUCUUAACUGAUACAAAGACAACUCUAAAGUAGUAAUAUAAACACUGCAGAAUCUGUUUGUUGUGCCCUGUAGUGUAAUAGACAUGGUGUGUGUGUGUGUGUGUUUUACCUAGAUCUGGCAAGAAGA